CUAACCUCAAUGUUUCUCGCCUGAAAAGUUACAAAUUCGCCGUGACAAUCUUGACAGCACAUUCACUAUGGCGCACAGUCUGUCAAGUCAAAGAAAUUUCAUUCAGUAGCGUUCUAGUAAUUUUUAUGUUUCGACUUUUCGUAAUUUCAUAAAUAUAAAUAAGAAAAAUAUUAUAUAUCGAGCCACUUUUGGAUGGAGGCAAAGCCAAAAUAUAGAAACUGUAUGUGCGUGUGCAAUUAAUGAAUUUUGAGGCAACGAUGUUGAAAGCGAAAUAAACACUGAUGGACAGAAGUAGAAACGAAUAUUAUUGAUGGUGUAUUCACGGAACACCGAAUUGGCAGGAAAAUACUCGCACUAUGGCCGCGAAAAAUAUUGAUGACCUCCUAAUCUUCGGAUAUGCUUGUAAAAUAUUUCGGGACGAUGAGAAAGCAAUCAAAUACGAUCAAGGAAGACACUUAAUACCGUGGAUGGGCGAUAACACCCUCAAAAUCGACAGAUACGAUGUGCGAGCUGCGUUGACGGAUAUAAAUCAAUAUGAAGCACCGCCUGGUGGCUAUGACAACCGCUUGGACUAUCUCAGUCCCGCUGAGCAACGUGCAGAACAGCUAUGUGAAGAAGAACGAUAUUAUAGUUUACACAACAACGACUUUGAGGAAGAAUUAUACAAAGAAGAGAAAGAAAAAAGGCAAAAUGUAGCGUACGGCCAAGUCGGCCUUAACUACGAUCAAUUGUCUACGGCUACGGCUGAGGAAUCAACAAAAGCAGAAAAUCAGAAUAAAGACGAACAACCUGAUGAAGUUUAUGUGCCACAUCCACGAUUUUAUAUCCCACCCAACAUCGAUAUUCCUGAGACUAUAAAAGUGCAAGCAAUAAUUGAGAAAACUGCAAAGUUUAUAUCUGAACAAGGUCCCCAAAUGGAAAUUCUUAUUAAAGCCAAACAAGCCAAUAAUCCACUGUUUGAUUUCUUAAACCAAAGUGGCCGCUUAAACGCAUUCUAUAAGCACACUCUUCAGGCUAUGAAAGAUGGAAAUUAUCCAACGGAAAUUGAUCGAACGGAAAACAACCUUCCAUCGAGUGAUACUGACGCAACAACAGGAUCAUUGUACCAAAAUUAUUAUUCAGCCAAUCAAACAAUGAUUCACAUACCUGCUGUUAAAUAUAAACCAUCGGCUGAUUGUGCAUACACACAAUUGAUAAGUAAAAUAAAGGGUGUGCCUAUAACAACGGCUGAACAAGCGAUAACCUCAACACCAAAACGUCAAAACACCGGAACAAUACCAAAAACAAAUGUGGAAGUGAAGAAAAUUUCAAGUGGCCUUAUGUUAGCGCAGUAUUAUAAUUCUGACAGCGAAGAGGACGGAUAUAAUGGAGACAGCAAUGCAUGCGAAACAGAUGUCAAAGGCUGCUAUCACAACGAGCAGUCAAGUAAGGAAUUGCAGAAGAACUUAUCAACAAUACCAUCAAUAGGUGACGAAAGCUCAAUACCACCCGGAGUUACGCUACCACCGUCUGAACUUCGCGUUAUUAUCGAUAAAACGGCGUCCUAUGUUUUGAAAAAUGGAAAAGAUUUCGAAGAUAUUCUACGUGCAAAGAACGAACAGCGAUUCUCUUUUCUUCAAUACAAAGAUCCUUACCACAAAUACUAUACUUUCAAAGUGACGGGAGCCGUGUCUGUUCAUUCCAAUCCAGUUCAAGAUAAACAAGAGCACAUCAAAUCUGUUGCUCCGGUAUCAUUUUCAAUAAAAUCUAGAGAAGAAUCCACUACAACUACCCUCAAACCUACUAUAAAUUUGGAACAUAGCAGUGAUGAAGAGUCUGAGACCCAACCAUCUCAAAGUAACUCCAAUUCGUCGCCACAUCUGCCAAAUAAAAACAUACAACAUGGAGACGAUUGUGUUCACUACUCAACGGUCGAUGUUGAGCAAUCUGAUUCAUUUUUACGAGACACAAUGCUGGAGCAACAAAAUCUCGACGAAAAAAAGCGAGCAAAAAUGGCUGAAGAAAAAGUUAAGGACCGACUAGCGUUGCUAGCAAGGGAGAAACUGCUCUCAAAAGAAAAACAGUUGCAAUUAGAACGCAGAAGACGAGCCAUGGCUUUUAUCAAUCAAAUUACCGAAAUUAAUGGAGAUGAAAAUUCUGGUUCGAAAAACACGAAGAAAAAUGAUAUUCCUCAAUCAACGAACAGUGAAAAAUCAACGACGGAAAAUUUAUCUGAUCACAGUGAUAGCGGCGACUCUGUAACAUUCGUAUCGGCAUCAGCAUCUACUUCGAUUGGUGCAGCCGUUACACAAACUGCACAAAAACAUCGUAGUACUAGGAUCAAUCGACACUCUAGUGGGAGCGAUGAUGUAAUUGAGGUUGAACCGAAACAUUCAAGGUCUAGGUCACGGUCAAAGUCAUCUUCCUCCAGGCAUCAUCGCCAUAAAGCUAAACGUGGAAAAAAGAAAUUAAAGUAUCGAUCUCGAUCUAGAUCCCGAUUAAGACGAUAUGGUAGGAGCGACAGUCAUAACUACAAACGGAAGCAUUCACGGAAUCGUUCCGGCGAUUAAUUUAAGUAAAAGAACUUUAUCAUAUCAGUGUCCAAGAAAAGAGAAAUAAACAAAUUUAAUGAAAUUAUAAA
Molecule: messenger RNA, 2620 nt
Organism: Sitodiplosis mosellana (orange wheat blossom midge)
Lineage: Eukaryota; Metazoa; Arthropoda; Insecta; Diptera; Cecidomyiidae
Gene: su(w[a])
Product: protein suppressor of white apricot
Exons: 9
Coding region: 357-2549 (730 amino acids)
Biological process (GO): RNA processing; mRNA 5'-splice site recognition
Molecular function (GO): RNA binding
Source: RefSeq, a predicted model, not a curated record